AUGGAUUCCGAGAGCAAUGCUAUGGACCAGGAGCACUUCUGUAGAGGUUCCAAAUCUGACAGUCAAGUGUGCGAUUGCGAAGAAUUCUUUGCUUGGUCACAGGAUGAAGGCCACUGCGUGGAGUGUGGUCAUGGUCGCAGCAAACACCCUCGCAAGGCAUCGACUCGGAGUGGCAAACCACUGGAAGUUCAAGAGGAUGAACAGCCUCACCGACUUGGAAAUACCUCAGCUGUCAUCAAGGAUAUUUUUGACCGAAUUGCUAGUGGUGGCAAAAGUGUCAACGAGAAGUUGUCCACCACCAAGCGACUCACUGAAGCCGGUGUACCACUCACCAAUGCCCGAGAGGAAGCCUUAUCGACUCUUUCUUCUACCCGACUUGCUGGUUACAGUAAGCUGGCUAAGGGCCCAGUGUCAUUGGGCUUGCGAAAGGAUCGCAAGGAUACUAUGAGUAGCUCACUGCAACCUAGUAAAAUUGGAAGCCAAGCACGCAGGAGCACUAUGUCUAACCUUUCCACAACCGGAGCUAACACUUUUCGUGUCACAUCAAUUGCUCUAUUGACUUGCGGUGUCAAUAGAAACGGUCUCAUCAGAGUGCCUAAGGCCCCAACCAAGAAUGGCCAGAAUGAAAUCCAGGCUAUGAAGAACCGGGGUUGUUACCUUGACCAGCCUGAGCAAUUUAUCAUUGAUAGCGGAUGCUGGUUUCCUAAGGUAUUCGAUUUUCUGGAUAUCCCAGUUGAGAAGCGACCAUCAGCGCCAUCACGAUCAUUAGCACGGCCGACACAAGACGAAAAGCCUAUUUGGCGACUCCUUAACAAGAGUGGACAGACAUUAACGGUUGUCGAUGUUGCAUUUCCGACUGGGACUGACCUAAUGAAACACAAGGGCCGAGAUAAAGCAAGUGUCAGCGAGUGUCACCUGUGGUUUGUCAUAGCUGGUUCGUAUUCCGAACACAAUGAUUGCAGUGAUGUGCUUUUGUCUGACGUGGACAGUCUCAAUGAUUCGUUUAUCUCCAAGUCGGACAAUGAGCUUGUGAGUUCUUUGAUGGAACUGGAGUUGACUGAUGCUGAAGUCGAGGAUCCCAAAGGCAAAGGAAAAAUGAAGGUUGUAUCGCCAAAGAGAACUAACAUGAAACGAACUCGCACAGUUCUUUCCCCUGAGCAAUCGCCAUCGGAGAAUCAGCUAAUGAUGUUGAAGCUGCCGUUCACUUGUUUUUUUACGGAAUCUGGGCCAUCGACAGGCUCUCAGCCAUUUCUGUUGACUCAACUUGCUCAGUCCAAUAGCCUCAAAAUGGUGUUGUUCCGUAGCAGUCCACUUGGAGUGCCAGCUGGUACUGCCAUUUAA
Molecule: messenger RNA, 1341 nt
Organism: Suillus fuscotomentosus
Lineage: Eukaryota; Fungi; Basidiomycota; Agaricomycetes; Boletales; Suillaceae
Exons: 8
Coding region: 1-1341 (446 amino acids)
Source: RefSeq, a predicted model, not a curated record